Chara braunii is the source of this 2806-nucleotide messenger RNA. NCBI's taxonomy places the organism in Eukaryota, Viridiplantae, Streptophyta, Charophyceae, Charales, Characeae. The record is from the annotation of a GenBank genome assembly.
UGAAUGAAAAAUCGUAAUUCUGAUUUAAUCUGGUUUUGACCUAAACUGACCCAGAACAGCCCUCAGCAGCCUACAGAGGCUGAGCGCUCUUCUGAUUAUCACACCACGUCUCUUCUCAUCAGGUGGCAGUGAUUACCUCUGUGCGUUUGUGUAAUCUUAAUCUCUGCUUACCUUGCAUCUGCCUGUUUAUAUUUAUUUGACUGUGUGAGUGGUUUAUCAUGUCUGACGCUGAAGGAAAGAGGUCUGAGGAAACGCCUCAGGCAGAAACUUAUGCCCCUCCUGAUCCACCCCAGUCUCCUCUUUCUCCUCUAGAGCAAGCACUGCUGAUUGCAGAGGAAGCUAGGCGAAAAGUGGAUGAACAAAUCACCAAGCUGAGGAAGGAGAAAGCAGAGGCUGAGGAGGCAGGGAGACAGGAGGAAAGGAUAAGACAGUUGUUAGUAGAGGUACAAAAGGUUGUUGAUAGUGGGACUGCCAGUGGGUACAAUAAGAGUAUUGCUGAGAUGGUCAUCUUGAAUGACACCCUUGGCAGAUCUUAUUUUUCCAACUCACCUGCUGGUUCUCAUGUAUCCACCCCUUCUGUUGCUUCUGGUACAUUUGUGCAGCGAGGGCCCAAGCUGACACCACCUCCUAUGUACUCUGGGGAAGACCCCAAGGUGGAUGUAUCAGACUGGGUCACCGCUAUGCAAGCAUACCUGGGCAGCUUCACAUUCCCAGAAGCAACAAAGGUGGGAACCAUUCUUGGCCGGUUGGAGAGGUCUGCACUGAAAUGGUGCACCUCCUCUGCAACCAAAGAGAAUGUUGCUAUGGAUAGGUGGGGACAACAGCUGGGGGUGGCAGGGUUGCUGAAGGCGCUGCAAGACCGGUUUGCUGACAGGGAGCAGACCCGCAAAGCAGCUGCUAAAAUUAUGCUGCUAGGGUCCCAUAGAUUUGAGGGCUCUCUGUCCAAGCUCUACAGUCUCUUUGAGAGCUUGACAUCUACCCCUGGUUUGGAGAUGAGUGAGUCCGACCAGCUCACCCAUUUCCUGCAUGCAGCCCCUCCAGACUACUCUAUUGCUUUGUAUGCUCAGGGCCAUAAGGACUGGAGGUCCUUUGGCAAAGCGGCACUGGACCUGGAGUCUCGGCUCAAGGUUCAGACUCCUUCUGAAGGAAGGAAGAGGCCUACCUCCCAGGGACAGCGCAGGAGGAAAGGCGCUCUGUUGGCUGCUGAUGCAGGUUCUGAUUCUGAUGCAUCUCAGCGUGGCAGUCCUCCAUCUGAGACUGCAUCAGGAUCAGCAGUGGAGCCAGCCGUUCUUGCCCUGGCUGAGAACCUUGCUGCCAUGUUUAAGGGAAAGUUCAGCAAAGACAACAGCAAGGGUUCAGCCAGCCAAAAGGGGAAAGGGAAGGGACGUGCCACUUCCCCUCAGGCCCAGAGACCUAAUCUUCCACGAGACGUCCAUUGGCCAGUCAACGUCAUGGACCCUUCCACCCUUCCCUGGAGAGCGCUCAGGAUCCAGGAAGGGCAGUGGCAGAGGAGGAAGGACCGUGAGGGUUGCACAAUCUUCAACAAGAUCGAUCUCAAAUUUGGCUACCACCAGAUUGAGAUGGCUGAAGGCGAUGUCCACAAGACUGCCUUCAAGACCAGGUACGGCACUUAUGAGUACCUGGUCAUGCCUUUCGGUCUUUGCAAUGCCCCCGGCACGUUCCAGACAGAGAUGCAUCGCAUACUUAGGCCUUACCUGGACAGGUUUGUAGUUGUAUACCUGGAUGACAUCCUGGUAUUCAGUCGAUCUGUCAAGGAGCAUGCGCAGCAUCUGGCUCUAGUUCUGCAGGCACUACAUGAAGCCCAGUAUAAGACCAAUAGGGAAAAGUCCUCCUUUGGGGUGACUUCUGUGACUUAUCUGGGACAUGUAAUCUCUGGGGAAGGGUUGGCUCCUGAAGCGCCAAAGAUUGCUGCGAUUCAGAACUGGCCACAGCCUACCACAGUUCGUGAUGUCCGGUCAUUCUUGGGCCUUGCAUCAUACUACAGGAAGUUCGUUAAGAACUUCUCUGCUAUUGCUGCACCCCUGACUGAUCUCACAAAGAAAGAUACCCACUUUCUUUGGACAUCAGACUGUCAGCAGGCUUUCACACGCCUCAAGGAGGCCUUGAUGCGUGCACCUGUUCUGAAGCUACCUGACCCUACGUUGCCUUUCGUACUAACUUCUGAUGCUAGUCAGUAUGGGGUUGGGGCGGUACUUCAGCAGGAUGGUGGGCAUGGUCUGCAACCAGUUGAGUAUAUGAGUAAGAAGAUCAAGGUCAAGAAGCUGCAGGAUUCCACGUACGAGAAAGAGCUGUAUGCUCUCGUGUUAGCGUUGAAGCAUUGGAAGCAUUUCCUCAUGGGCCGGCGUUUUCAGAUCUUUUCUUAUCACUCCACCUUACAGUGGAUGAAGACCCAGGGGGAACUAAAUGACAAGCUUGCGCGCUAUAUUCAGUUCAUUGAUCUCUUUGAUUUUGAACUGAAACACCAGAAGGGAUGCUACAAUCGUGUGGCAGACGCCCUUUCUCGUAGGCCUGAAACUGUCUGCAUGAUCUCCUCUACUCAUACCUUUGGGAGAACACCCGUCAGACCAUUGCCCAGCUAUUGCCACAAGACCCGACUUUUGGCCGAGUUGUUAGGAAUCUGCAGACUGAUCCUGCUUCUGAACCUGGGUACAUUCUGGUUUCAGAUCUGUUGUACACUUGCAGCAGAGGAGAGGAGCAUUUGUGCAUCCCUCAGGACCGCCAGCUGAGAACACUCAUGAUGUCUGAGUGUCAUGAUGCUCGCGGCCACUUUGGGGCCUUAAAGUCG